CAGUAAUACUGUAUUAUUGUUAUUAUAGUGUUAUUCUCAUUCUUCCUGCAGAUAACAAGAUUGGCGUGUUUGUAAGAUACAAAAUGUUCUCACUUUUCUAUGGAUUGUACAAAUAUUUGUUCAAGAAAGAUGAGUUUUUUGUCCUCAUACUUGGACUAGAUAAUGCCGGCAAAACUACAUACCUGGAAGCAGCUAAAACCAAGUUUACAACAGGAUACAAAGGCCUAAAUCCAAGUAAAAUAACCACAACAGUUGGGCAAAAUGUUGGAGGAAUAACAUAUGCAGGUAUUAAGCUGAGCUUCUGGGAUCUUGGUGGUCAGGAGGAGCUGCAGCCAUUGUGGGAGAAGUAUUUUGCUGAGUGUCACGCUAUAAUCUAUAUGGUAGACUCUGCAGACAGAGAGAGAAUGGAUGAAUCAAAAGAAGCAUUUGACAGAAUGAUUUCUAGCGAGACCCUAA
Messenger RNA from Cherax quadricarinatus, 456 nucleotides. NCBI's taxonomy places the organism in Eukaryota, Metazoa, Arthropoda, Malacostraca, Decapoda, Parastacidae. The record is from RefSeq and is a predicted model, not a curated record.